CAGAAAAUAAAACUUUGCAAUGUGAAGAUGACACUAUGCUGAAGGCUAUCAAGAUCCUGUCAUUCCUGUAGUGAAUCCAGAGGAAUCCAGUUUUCCACACACAUGUGAAGGAAGCACUCCAUUGAUUUCCCACCCUGGCUGUUUCCUUCGAGUCAUGCACGCCCUCAACAGGAGGCUCUUUCAGACCCUCGGGCUCAUCACUCAGCUGUUACAGUGACCAUAUCAUGGCUACAGCACCAGCAGAUGUCGUACAGUUGCCUGAAACGGGAGAUACAGCUGAAGAAUGCACAGGAAGGAAAAAGUCCAAAUUUCAGACUUUCAAGAACUUCUUUGCCAAGAAGAAAAGGAAAGAGCCUCCAGCUCCUAGGGGUGAGAGUAAUUUAAAACCCAGCCAGUCCAGCAGCGAUGUCAGCAUCUCUGUGCUCGACAGCACAGUGCUUCAUUCACCAAAGGAGGCUGGGCUCAAAGGAAGCAUGGGACACAAAGCUUUGUCCCAUGACAGUGUCUUCAUUUUUGAAUCUUCACCAGGAAGUGUGUCAGCUGACACAUCAUCUCAGGAAAACAUACCUGGACGAGUGAAAACUUUACAGCUUCAAUUGCAGCAGAACAUCAGGCUUGGAUCACCUCCUCUUGUUAUAACUGGAAGGAAAAUGGAAGAUGCAGGUGCUGUUUCUGAAGACGAUGGAUUACCUAGGAGCCCUCCUGAUAUUUCAAGCCUUCAUGAAGUUCUGACAGAUUCAGCACGUAAGUCUUCCAACCUUGUUCAGCGUCAUAGCUCUUUGAGUUUAGGCGGGACAGACAGUGAAGAUGAACAGAUAACUUCUGGAGAUUCCUCUAGGCCCAUCAGUCCUUCAUCCUCUGCUGUUUUAGGGGCCCCAGGCUCAAGAGGCCGCAGCUUCCUUCCUGUUGACUUCACCAUUCCUGCCAGUCCCCUCGGCUGCCUGGACACCUCAGCAGCCAGGCACAGGAUUGCCAUAAACCCCCGGAAACAGAAAGGCUUUGCUAGCAAGAACCAGCAAACCCAGGUGGAUCAGCUGGAAAAUGAAGCAUGUCUUCCUGCAGCUUCUGAGAAGAAGCGAAAUUCAACAGAAUUUCUUGAGAGUGACCAGCAUAAAAGUGAUUGGGAAGGCUUAUCAGCCCAGGCAGAAUAUGGUGCAAGGGGAAAUGAUUCUAAGGAGACACCGGCUGUAACAAGACCCAGUGAUGCUGCUCCUGACUCUCACAAUUCCACACUUAUGGCAGAAGACUUCUGUGCUUUGUUGCAAGAGGAUGUAUGCCUUCCAGACACGGACCAUCAGAAUAAAGCAGCUUCUCCACUAAAUGUGGAGGAACAUCACAGGGCAGAGGUGCCGUACACUUUGGAUGAAUCUGCUGGUGAAUUGAAAUUACAUCAGGAAAAUACCGAUACUGAAGUGUCUGCAUUUCCAAAAUCUCAACAAAUUAAAGCAGAAGCUGUUUUGUUACCAGACAUACUAACAGGUGACUUGUUUAGCAAUGGCAUGGAAACACGAGCUAAAAAUACAUUGGCAGAUGUUGCACAAGGGUUGUCAGCAAAACCUGUGGACCAAAAGGACAAAGACUGGGAAAAGGAGGAUCCACCAUGUACUGGCAAAGUAGAAACUUGCCUGGGUGCUGGUGAAAAUCACUCCAUCCACUCUGUAUCAGAUCCUGCGCUGAACAUUUCACAGGUUGGUCUAGCUAAUUCAGGGUUUUAUUUUGACAUCAAGGCAGUGGCUGUUUUGAAUCCUGAAAGCAGUUCAGGAACAAGAAAUGAUAAAGAAACUUGUGAUAUUAUGGAAUUUCAGUCAUCCAAAGGCAGUGCAGAAACAAAAACAGAUGCUGCUGCAUCUGUUUUGGAAGCAGAUUGCAUGCUGCCCCCCAGUAAAUUGGAUGUAUGUUUCAAAGCAGAAAUACCUUGUCCUGUUUUGAAGGGUAACGAAGGCAGUCAACAAACCAGCACCCCAUACACCUUUGAAAAACUUUCCGUUGGAUGUCUUGCCUCCUCAAGUUUGUCUGGCUUGAAGAGUAAUUUCUCUUCUAGUGAUGACAAUAAAGAGUACCAGUUAAGCAGUACAGCUUUUCACACAAAAACAAUGAGAGAGAGGCAAUCUUUGGAAGAAAAUAUAAAAACUCCACUAAAGACUGCUGCUGCUAAACCAGUUAGAUUUACUAUUGCACCAGCAUGGCAAAGAUCUCUCUCAGGGGGUUCAAAUUCAAAGGAAGAUUCUUAUAGCAGAAGUUCCCCAACCUCCCCUGUAAGGCCAGAGUUGUUUGAAGGAAUAACAAAAGAGCGCACGCAUUUUGGUGCUGUCAUACAGGAGUCUGCAAAAAACAACUCCAAUAGAUUUGAUCGAGAUAGUAAGGACAAUGACUUGCAGUUGAAUUCUUCCACGGAGUGGGCUGACCAUGAAGUAAAAAAUGUUGAAAACCCAUUUGGGGUCAGACUAAGGAGAACAUCUUCAUUACUGAAGUACCAGAGUGAAAGCCGUGCGGAGGUUCCAAAGCUAAUCCCCUCAGCUGCUCCCACCAUUUCUUCUGUUUCAGUCAAUGAGGAUCAGAAAUCAGUUGGCCCUGGGAAGCCAUCUCUAGCCCUUCCUGUUAACACAAAAUCAUUUGUUAAAAAAUCUGAUUUCCCAGAAGACAAAAAUCCUCCCAAAACAAAAUCUGAAGAAGUGGUAAAGAAGCAAAAUGACAGUAAACCUCCAGAAAAAAUCUUCUCUCCACAUUUGGAAACUGCUUCAUCUGAACCAGCCUGGGUCUCCAUGGCAAAACUAAAACAAAAGGGUUUCCAGGGCCACCCUCUUGCCAAAGAACAUAAAGCUGAAGACAAAGCUUUGACCAAAGUGGAUCGAGAGGAGCAAGCUAGUGAGAACAUAUUGAAGAAGAGCACACCUCCAAGCUUGAGCUCUCAGGAAAAGAAAUUGCAAAUGAAGACCAGUGUGUCCACUGCAGCAGGUCAAGUUGGAGCUGUUGCUCAGGAAGCAUCUAUGAUUCCUGCUAUUGAAAAGGAAACAAGACACUCCUCUAACUUGCCAAUAACAUCAUGCAACCCUGCUGAACCACCAUGGCUAUCCUUGGCCAAGAAGAAAGCCAAAGCAUGGAGUGAAAUGCCCCAGAUUGUACAAUAGCAAAUGACUUGAGCCUUCUUCUUUGUAUUGCCAAUAGCUGCAUUAGGUCCUUUUAAUCAUUCUUUACUGUGACCAUUUUUGAGAAAUAAGAACCUUAGAACUUCUGACCAUACUGUUACGUGUAAAUACACAAUGAAGAAAUACCAUUGAUGGCUUAAUCUAAAGUAUUAGGAAGCUGAGCAUUUCCCACUACCAAAUACCUUAUCAAUUUGUUAUAUACUUACAUGUUUGACUAAAAGACACCAAUGUUCUAAGAAGACAUGCUUCAGGCUUUUUCAAUGUUUCUGUUUCAAAAUAUAUUUAUAAAGUUUCCAGAAACCAUACAGUAUUUUGUGAAAUUUGGCUUUGGAUAGGAAAAUAUGUGCUGUAAAAUAGAUUUAGUGCUCUGCACUGGCACAUCAUGACUCAUGGGCAUUGAUGUCAUAACACUUCUCUAUCUGAUGCUCUGGGAUGGGCAGCCUGAUCUUGCUUCUGACUGUUCGUGGAUCUCUUUUGUGACAGUUAUAGGAUCCAAGGAGCAAUGUGAAUUGGAAUGAUUCUGUUUUUCAAGUGGUGUAAAGUCAGGGCCUAGGGCCUUGGGCCUUGUACACUGAUGGCUGCUGGAAUGGCCCAGAGGCACCCUUCUCCUAUUCUCUUCCACACACUAGAAAAUCACCACUCUCUAGGGUACACUCUGCUCUUAGUUACACCUUUGGAAAUCUGGGAUAAUUUGAGUUUGGGCCAUAUAUGUGUGUAUGUGUGUGUAUAAAUCUUUUCUUUAAUUAUGGCAAAAGGCAAUUAUUUUUUGUGUGAAAUUCUUCAACCAGUUCUCUCUCCUAAAGAGUGUGUUAGGGAUGGGAAAUAAUUGCAUUCCAGAAGGUGGUAUCUUUGUUUGCAGCAAACACCACUCCUGUCAAUGAUCAUGUUGCUGUGUGUUUAGACAGGUAUAUUUACUGUUAGUGAUGAAAAGGUCAUCUGCUUUCUUCCUUGCCUCAUUAAUUUUUAACCAAAAACUAAAUAUCUAUAUAAAAAUGUUCAUCUGGGAAAGGAUUAUUCUUUCGGAGCCUAGCCUUGCGGUCACUGAAUCGACAGGAAUUUUGCCAUUGACUUUGAGGGGAGCAGACAUUUGAAAAAGAUAUUUGGAAAAUAAUGGUAGUGAUUUAAAUGGUAGUGAUACUUACUGGUCCUUUUUCAUUGUUUGCAGCAUUGCACAUUUAUAAAGUAGAUUUUAUUUACAGUCAAGGCAGACUUUGAAGGCUGACUUGGCUGAUGAACUGUUUUUAGCAAGUUGGUGGGUAUGUUUAAGGAAUAUUGAUAAGUUCAGCAACAAAGGAAAAAUUUUGGUUUCAGACCAGCUCAUUAACAGGACUUCAAUCUUAUAAUUCUGGCCUGAAUUUAAAGAUAUAGCUCUUGAAAUUUGAACAUAGUAUUAAUUAGGAGCUAGACUGUGAAACUUCUUUAUGUAGGCAAAAACUUAUUCAUAUAGGUCCUAUGAAGCUAUAGAUUCUGUUUAUCUAUAUUAACACCAGAAAGAUUAAGGGUUUCACAAUCAGUUUGGUAAUCUAGGCCUAUAUUACUACUUGUUUCUCUCUAUUUUAAGAAGCAUAUCUUCUCUUGCAAAGGACAAAAGUAUUUGUAUUUCUCUGAAACUUAUGAGUGCAAUGUAAAGGAACAUACUAAACUUUGAUUCCUGAAGUUUUGUACACCUGACAUCCCAUCACAAGCUCUCUGACCCUCUGUAAAACAUGUGCUUUCCCAUAUUCUGCAAAUUUUCUUCUCUUUCUGUUAGUGUGGACUGUGAUCCAUCACCUAAAGUGCUGCAGAUGAUACUAAAAUAUCUCUUUCCUUUGUUGCUUUUGAUUUUAAUAUUGAUUGUUCCUUUUAUGUUGGAUAUGUAUAUAUGUUUUUUUAAAUCUUGCCUUGAAGGAACCCUUUUUGUAUUCCAUUCCUGUAUUUGGUUUACUAUUAAACACUGCUAUCAGU
Molecule: messenger RNA, 5090 nt
Organism: Rhea pennata
Lineage: Eukaryota; Metazoa; Chordata; Aves; Rheiformes; Rheidae
Product: KIAA1210 ortholog
Exons: 13
Coding region: 225-3128 (967 amino acids)
Source: RefSeq, a predicted model, not a curated record